ACAAUUUCUUUGAGUUUUUCUUUAGCCUUUUUAACUUUUAGGGUGCAGAUCCGAGUCUUCGAUUUUCGGUAAGGGGUUUCUUGUUAGGAGAUUACUUUGUUGAAUAUUUAAAUGGGUCUGUAUUACUAUUUUAUUCGGUGGUAUUUUAGUAUGUGUGGUAUCCUCGGUUCUUUUCCUGGUUGACAAAUCGGACAGGGAGUCUUCCCUGUUUCGUGUUAAUUGAGAAUGAGACGGGAGGGCAAGUCUUCGAGAUCCGAGUCUAACUGUACUGCAAGUAGUUCUAUGUUCCUUUCCUUUAUUUUUUUCUCCUUUUUUCGUCCCGUGCUCUGCUUCAUUUUCAGCCUUGAGAAAUUGCUCUUGAUUGUUUGGAAUUUCAGCAAUUUUUCGUAAUUUGAAUUCUAACAGAUUUUGUGGAAAUUGUAGAAUUGCUAGAGACUAAAUAGAUUCUUUCUUAGCGUACCUUUUAUUUGAUUCAAAAGUCAUGUGGCUUAUGAGAGAUGGGUACUGAAUGGACAUGGGAGUGAACGUGCGUCCCAUGAAAUUUGCUUUCUGUUAGUAUUGUCUUAUUACUAAGUUUCCGUAACAACCUAGCUUAUAAAAGGCCCGUUUGUAUCAUAUAAGUGGCAGUUGAUAAAAGGAUUGCGUUGUCUUGAUCCUUCUUGCGUUCUGAAAAUGAACCCACCUUUAUUUCAGUCUCUUCUCGUGCUUCUUUCAACAUUUUUACUUGACCCUGCUUAAUUGUGGCAUAAACGAAAUUCUGUACUCAGUUCAAAUACAUUGAUUAACCUGUCCAUUUAGAUCUGUAUGUCUGCACUUUGCUUAUAAUUUAUAGUACAAUUUUGCUUAGAACCUUUGAUACAUUAUCUAUUCUGAUGUUUUUUUUUUUCUGCUCUUGUUGAGUUGCCAAUGGCAGAUAAUCUCUUUUUUCAAGCAUUCCCCUUUGAAUUUGCAUUUUCAUAUAUAGUUGAAGUUUUCACAACGGAUGCUUGCCUUGCAACAUCAUUUUGAUGCCUUAAUGUUAGUUUUUUUAGUAUGUGAAACGGCUCGCUAAAGUUGUGUUUUGCAUGAGAUGUUGGAACUUAACUAAGCUCCAAUAAUUUUUGCCCAACUAUGAUAUUUUUGCUGUGGCGUAUAAUUUCUUGUUUUUCUCUUUGAAAUCACUCGGGCUCACUCGUUUAUGAUAUGUUUUUUUUUUCCUUUUAUUUUUUGGCUUAUCUAAUUUAAUUUGAAUUUCUCGAUUAGCUUAGAAAUUGAUAUGUUAAUUUAUACUGUUAUUUUACAUUGACCUCAGAAAUGUUUUCAUGCUGACUUCUCAAAGUUUUUUAUUGGCAGGUGACAUUUUUAAGCCUUCAUUUGUGGGUCAAACGACAGCCAUGUGUUGAAGCUUUGUAACAUUAUGAAACUUGGCGGCUUGGAGGCAAUUAUAAUAGUAGUUGAUGAAUGAAGAAGGAAGAUCCACUUGAAAGAUAUCUCUAUCCUUAUAUUCCAUAUAAGAACUCUCAAAUGUAGCAUUAGCAUAAACAAAGAGUUUUUUGAUGCAGAACUGUAUGACUACAGUGAGCAUGCCUCGAAAGUAACUUCUGAUUGUAACAAGCAGUUCUCAUCUGAUAUCCUAAAAUUAGAUAACAGGGGUGGAAAAAUAGAGAAAGAUGUUAUAUUAGAUGAAAUAGAGGGGAAAGUUUGCCAAUCUAUAGAUUUAUCUCAAUCUUGUAAUGACUCAAAUGCAUAUUAUUUGUCUGGCAAAUCAGACCCUAUUAAUAAUUGCAUGAAUGAGAGCGUCUGCAGAGCUGCUCCAUGUCCUCGUGCCACUUCUGAGAUCAGCUUAAUUUCCCAAGAAGAUCUGUUUUAUAUGGACAAAACUGUUACUGAUGUUGAACUACCACAUUUGUCGGUAUCUACCAAAGCUGCUCCUACUGUCAAGGACAUUUGCAUUGACGAAGGCGUGCAGAUGUUUGAAAAAAUCUUGGUUGAGUAUGAUAAAGCCUCGAACUUUCCUAGAGUGAAUGGCAAUAGUGCGCUUAUGGAGGAAACAAGAGAAAAUGAGAACUCUGAAGAUUUAAAAAGCUUACCAACUCAUGAAGGGCUUGAUUCCUUGGAGAAAAUUUUGGAAAGAGAUGUUGGAGACACAGAUUUGAAUGAGAGAAUAGACAAAACUUCUAAGAAUGAUUUGAGAUCUUUUUUAUUUACUGAACAUCUUGCUGAACAGCGUUAUUCUAGCAAUUCAAUUAGUGAGAGGAGACCCUUGGAUACAACAGAAAUAACUGCAUUUACGCUGCCUGCUGAGGAGAUCAUUGACCAGAGAUCACACUUUUUAGAAGAAUUUAACACCGAUUUUCAUCGAGCGGAUUCAUCGAGUCAUAAUGAUAGCACUUUUGAUAAUCAAGCUCUGAGGCAAAAACAUGAUCAGGUCGUGGAAGAAGAGAAUUUGACAACAAUGGCUGCCUCCUCUCCUGAGAAAGCUAAAGAAAGCAACCAGAUUGCGGGAACAGUUUCUAGCCACAAGGAUCUACUUGAGGAAGAGAAAACAUCAGAAUUUGUUGCCACUUCUGAUGACCACGAAUCAAAUAGAAUCGAUAAUACCAAUGGGGCUUCUGAUAAUCCCAAAUUUGAUGGCGUGGCUUUCACUUCUGAUUUGGAGGCUGGAGGCACAUCCAUAGUUGGCAAUGAGAACCAAGUUAUAAACAACCAACAGACCGUGCAGUUUCAAAAUGGCCUCGAAUCUGAAGAAGCUGUAAGUGAUGGUACAACCUCAGCUCGAAGUUCAUUUUCUCAUCUUGCUCAUGGAGAAUCGAAUCUGCUUGGACCUGCCAAUUUUUCUGGCUCGAUAACUACUUCCAGUCAUAUACCGUGUUCUGCCAACAUAUCCCUUCGGUCUGAGAGUAGCACAACCAGUGGGCACUCCUUUGCAUUUCCUCUACUCCAACCUGAAUGGAGCAGCAGCCCCAUAAGAAUGGCAAAAGCUGACCGUAGACGUUUGAGAAAGCACCGAUGGAAGUCGGCAUUUACCUGUUGUAAAUUCUGAAUGCAGAUUCGGGCUGCAAUACUUAGGUGAGUUGGUUAAAGCCUCAUUAGUAUUAAGUGAUUUGGAAGAUUUUUUGUCCUUUUUUUUAGUCACAUCUUAGCAUUUAUUUACAGCAGCAGGAUGAGUGAUUAGCUGUGCCAUUGGAAUAUAGUAUAAUAUGUGUACAAUAGUUCAUUUGGGUUUCCCUGUUUGUAUUCUUAUUGGUUUGAGAGGGGAAAAAAGGCAUAAUGGCUGCAACUACUUGUCUUUGCUUUGAUUGUUUCGAUUCUGUUAUUA
Messenger RNA from Dendrobium catenatum, 3298 nucleotides. RefSeq lists its product as uncharacterized. Gene Ontology annotation, biological process: regulation of asymmetric cell division. Lineage: Eukaryota; Viridiplantae; Streptophyta; Magnoliopsida; Asparagales; Orchidaceae. The record is from RefSeq and is a predicted model, not a curated record. The transcript has 5 exons. The coding region runs from base 1766 to 3022 and encodes 418 amino acids.